This is a messenger RNA of Gilbertella persicaria, 2826 nucleotides long. RefSeq names its product Aspartate/glutamate/uridylate kinase. Lineage: Eukaryota; Fungi; Mucoromycota; Mucoromycetes; Mucorales; Choanephoraceae. The record is from RefSeq and is a predicted model, not a curated record. Gene Ontology annotation, biological process: L-arginine biosynthetic process. Gene Ontology annotation, cellular component: cytoplasm; mitochondrion; mitochondrial matrix. Bases 87 to 2624 code for a protein of 845 amino acids. The transcript has 5 exons. Gene Ontology annotation, molecular function: L-glutamate N-acetyltransferase activity, acting on acetyl-CoA as donor; NAD binding; acetylglutamate kinase activity.
UUCUUUUCCACUUCUUUGUGUACAUUCCCGAACUAGACUCUUUAUCUUUUUUUUUUCUUGUCUAGAAAGUUUAUUGUAAAAAGAAAAUGCUUUCCAUUGCUCGAAAAUCAGCCUUGUCAGGAACAGUUUCCCGUGUUGCUUUGAGAUCAGCUAUCAGUAGACCUGUUGUUCUUGCUCCCACACAACAACAAUUAAAGCAAAGACGUCAAUACACCAACACAAAUGCUUCUGCUGAAAAGGAAACCAUUACCAAACUCUUGUACAAUAUUGGUUCUCGCAAAGAAGUCGAACAAUAUCUUCGCCAUUUCUCGUCUGUCGAGUCUCAAAAAUUUGCUGUCAUCAAGGUGGGUGGUGCUGUCUUGACAGAUGAACUUGAAACACUUGCUUCUGCCUUGACCUUUUUGAACAGAGUUGGUCUCUACCCUAUUGUGCUUCACGGCGCUGGUCCUCAAUUGAACCGUUUAUUGGAAGACGCACAAAUCGAGCCUCAAUAUGAAGAGGGUAUUCGUAUUACUGAUCCUCAAACAUUGGAAAUUGCUCGUAAAGUGUUUAUGGCCGAGAAUUUGAAGCUUGUGGAUGCUCUUGAGCGCCACGGUACUAGAGCUAGACCUCUUCCUGGAGGCGUUUUUAUUGCUGAUUAUCUUGAUAAGGAUAAAUAUGGCUAUGUUGGUAAGAUCACUGGCGUCAAUAAGGAAGUGAUCGAAUCCUCUAUUCGUGCUGGUGCUCUUCCUAUCUUGACCUCGCUUGCUGAAACUCCUACGGGUCAAAUCUUGAAUGUCAAUGCUGAUGUUGCUGCUGCUGAAUUAGCUACUGUUUUGGAACCCUUGAAGAUUAUCUUUUUGAAUGAAAAGAAUGGUCUUUACCAUGGUGUUACUGGUAAGAAGAUUCAAACUAUCAAUUUGGAUGAGGAAUAUGAAGAUCUUCUCAAGGAAUCUUGGGUCAAAUAUGGUACUAAGCUCAAGAUCAAGCAAUGUAAAGAACUUUUGGAUGGUCUCCCAAGAUCCUCAUCCGUUGCCAUUAUUUCUGCUGGCCAUCUUCACAAGGAAUUGUUCACUGAUUCUGGUGCUGGAACUUUAAUCCGCCGUGGUCACAAGCUCUUCAAGUAUGAUCAACUCGAACAAGUUGAUACUGACAAGAUUCGUCGUAUUAUGGAAGCUGAAGAUUCCGCUAUUCAAUCCGGCAAGAACUCCGUUGCUAGUUACCUUCGUUCUCUUCAAAACAAGAAUGUCAGCAUUUACACUGAUGAACCUGGACAAAUCUUGGCUAUUGUCACCAAGGACCCUCAAGAUCCUUCUAAGCCUGCUGUCCUCGAAAAGCUCUUGGCCACCAAGACUGCUGUCUUGAACGACGUUCCUGAAAACCUGUGGACUUCUAUCCGUAAGGACUACGAUAGUUUGACUUGGAGCGUUGAUGCUUCUAACAAGGAAGGUAGUCUCGAUCGCUCUUGGUACUUUGAACGUGCUGAUGGUUCUCUCAAGAACGCUCAAGAUGGAUCUACUACUUUCUUCUAUGGUAUUGAUGACACUGAAAAGAUCAAGCAAACUCUCAAUGACAUCAGCAGCAAGAAAGCUUCUGUUCCUUCUGGCACUCGCUCUUUCUCUACCUACCGUCGCAACAACUUUCAUUACAUGUCUCGUCGCGGUUUCGCCAGUGCUACAGGUCCCAAAAAUGUUGGUUUGAUUGGUGCUCGUGGUUACACAGGUCGUGAAUUGAUCAACUUGAUCAAUGCUCACCCCAACUUGAACUUGACUCAUGUCAGUUCUCGCGAAUUAGAAGGAAAGCCUCUUGAAGGUUAUACCAAAUCCAAUUUAACCUAUGUCAACUUAAAGCCUCAAGAUCUUAAAGCUCAAGAAGAAGUGGAUGCAUGGGUUUUAGCUUUGCCCAAUGGCGUUUGUACUCCAUUUGUGAAGCAAGUGAAUGAAGAUGUCAAGUCUGGUCAAUCUUCAGAAAAGGUGUUGGUUGACUUGAGUGCUGAUUAUCGUUUCGAUACUACCUGGACUUACGGUCUUCCUGAAUUCAACCGUGACAAUCUCAAGGGUGCUACCCGUGUAGCCAAUCCUGGUUGUUAUGCUACGGGUGCACAAAUGUCUCUUCGUCCCCUUGUUCCUUUCUUAGAUAAGCAAUCUGCGCCUACCGUUUUCGGUGUCUCUGGCUACUCUGGUGCUGGUACUAAGCCUUCUCCUAAAAACGAUCCCGCUUUCUUGAAGGACAAUAUUGUUCCUUAUUCUUUGACAAACCAUAUUCAUGAACGUGAAGUCUCAUACCAACUUGGAACCUCUGUUAACUUUAUUCCUCAUGUUGCUUCUUGGUUCCAGGGUAUUGCAUUGACUGUGAAUGUUCCUUUGGCCAAGUCCAUGUCGAGUGAAGAUAUCAAGUCUGUCUUUAAGGAAUUUUAUCAAGGUGAACGACUUGUUCAAGUCUUAGAAUCAGGUGAACCUCUUGUUCGUGAUAAUGCUGGUAAGCACUGCGUCCGUAUUGGUGGAUUUAAUGUCCAUCCUGAAGGCCGUCGUGCUGUCAUUACUACUACUUUGGAUAACUUAUUAAAGGGUGCUGCCACUCAAGCUGUUCAGAACUUGAACUUGGCUUUAGGCUUUGAUGAAUAUGCUGGUAUCCCUACUAACUAAACAUAUACUUUUUUUCUUUCAUCCUAUCAUUGUCCUUAUACUAAUCAUUUUACAUAAAGAAAAGAAAAAAAGUCAUUUUAUUUCCACUCUAAUGUGUAACGUUAUUCCAAGUGUAGCUUGCCAAGCUUUAAUCAGGCACGACAAUCAUGACGUAUUUUUAGCUUGCAUAUCAGUUUUAUUUGUUUCUCUCUUUUUUUUUUUU